AUGUUCGGAUUACCUAUUGGCCGGAAUAACGGCCAGAGUAUUCUGCUGCCUCCAACCCACUUUCGAGAUUCCGCCAGAAAUGCCAUUUAUCAGCAGCUACCCGUUCUGCAAACUCUGAAUCCAGCUCCAUCUAUAAGGUCGGCGCCGUCUCAAUUUAAGCAAUAUCAUCAUUCACAAAAACUGCACAGGUCGCUGGCGCUGAGUGUGUUUUCUUGGAGCAAGCGCUCCGUUCGCUCUGCUCCUUCCAUAUAUUCAUCCUCUACUGCCACUAUUCCCGAAGAUAGCGAGCAAACUACGACGACAGUCGAGCAGCUUAUUAAUGACAUAGCUUUGCAUGAAUCUUACGCCAAGGAAGAGUAUCUUCAGCGCAAGAAUAUGCAAGAAAAACCUUCCUUCCCCUACCUGGGCGUUGACAACGUUGAUGAUGAUGCGGAAUACAAAAUUCUGUUGGGAAGUGAUCUUAAUUACCAAAACGUUCCAGAAUCAUUAGUAGAUUGGAACCUUAACGUUACUCGCGGAAAGCUUAUGCUCGUGAGUUUGCCCAUGGUUUCUUCCUCACCCGACCUUUCAUACUCCAACCAAGCGCUUCCUCAGCUUGUUGGAGACUUGGCUCAAAAAUGCCAAAUUGUGUUGUUGCAGCCUUAUAUCACAGAUAAGGAGUUCAUUUACGCGCUCUAUUCAUCGAAUUUGUAUCAGGAACAUGAUUUGGAUGCCAACUUCAAGAAAUCUGUGGCAGAAAUAUCAGUCAAGCAGUCACGACUCCUUCAAAUUAAUCAGCCUAAACGGCAGCUUCCUUCACCACCAAUAACUCCAGCAGACCAGACUCUUCUCACUUUCCAUUACAAAGAGAUUGCAUUACGAAACUACUUGGUGAACUUAGCUGCCGCAGCAACCACUGCAUAUGAGUAUAAGCUCAAGAAUGAAGCCAUUAAGAAAGAGUUGAGGCUAGGACUGGCUAAAGGAGAGAAGAGAAAGUUGACCAAGGAAGAGAAGAAAGCACUUUGGGACGAGGUUCGUCUGAAUGUCUUUGAAAGAGCAGGCUUAGAGGAAUAG
Molecule: messenger RNA, 1053 nt
Organism: Clavispora lusitaniae ATCC 42720
Lineage: Eukaryota; Fungi; Ascomycota; Pichiomycetes; Serinales; Metschnikowiaceae
Gene: STD1
Product: Std1p
Source: RefSeq, a predicted model, not a curated record